Theileria annulata is the source of this 1755-nucleotide messenger RNA. RefSeq names its product SfiI-subtelomeric fragment related protein family member, putative. The coding region runs from base 1 to 1755 and encodes 584 amino acids. The record is from RefSeq and is a predicted model, not a curated record. The transcript is spliced from 3 exons. Lineage: Eukaryota; Apicomplexa; Aconoidasida; Piroplasmida; Theileriidae.
AUGAUCUUAUGUAUCCAAAUCCCAAUUCAUUGUUAUAUAUUCUUAAAGAUUCUAUGUGUUCUAUUACUAUAUGAUAAUGUUGUUGUUUGGAAACAAUCCUUUGAACCAUAUCCUGUAUCUAUAUACUUUAAAUCCCAUACAUUUCAUGACUCUUAUGACUUUAAUGACUCUCCUAACUGUUAUGACUCUCAUGACUUUAAUGACUCUUAUAACUCUUAUGACUCUAAUGACUCUUAUGACUAUGACUCAUCUACCUUUAUUCCAAGAUUAUAUUUGAACUUUGAUCCAUAUUAUUAUACAUAUGUUUAUGAUGGUAAUAUGUGGGUUCUUAGGAAAGACUUGUCUCACUGUUAUUCCUUUAAACUAGAUCCAUCUAUGCAUCCCAAAGAUAUCACUAUUGUAACUGAAUCUGGUGGUUCUAAGGAAUCCACUACUGGUUCUGAGGAAUCCCCUUCUUCCUCUGCUGGUUACACAGUAUAUGAUCAUGGUGAUGGAAUAUACUUGUAUGAUUUUGGUAAUGCCAGAUGUUCAGAGGUUAUGUAUUGUGGCCAAACUGUUUCCAAGCGACAAUCUGGUGGUCCAUAUCCUAGAAGAAUUGUUUUUGAUACAGAAACUCUCACAUUUGAGUUUGAUUUCAAGAACAAGACUGCAGUCUAUAAACUCAAUGGAGGUUGGUACAUAUCUGAAGUUUAUGAUAAUUUAGAAUACUUUAAAUAUGAAUUUCCUGACUGGAUCUGCAAACAAUCUUAUCAUAGAUUUGGUUCCAAAUUGUCAAUGAAAAAUCUGAAAAUCUUGACCUCUGACGAAAGUGAUGGUUCAGGUGCCAAACCCAUAAAUGUCCACAGCUCCAUGCUACUUUAUGAGAAAUGGCAAUUUGGCUAUUACUAUCCCGUCCAUACAUUAUAUCUUGAACUAAGAUACAAGAAUCAAGUACUUUUCAAGAGCACUGAGUAUCCAUAUAGAGGAAGACCAAGGAUAGUUCUAUUUGAUGAAAAUAAUAAUACUAUAUGGGUUUUCUUCAGUUCAGGAUUCAGUUUCUCAUUAAACUAUAUAGAUCAUUCUGAUGAAACAGUUCUUAAGGCUGAACCUUCUACUCACACAGAGCCAGUUGUUGAGUCCAAGACUGAACCUUCAAACCUAGUUGUUGAACCCAUUGUUAUUCAUUCUAAAACUACCUCUGUAACACCUCCUAACAUUCUCGAACGAAGGUCUCUGUUGAUAUCAAUGCUACUCAAGGUAUCUUAUCCCCAAUCUGUCAUCUGGGAAUCCACCAAUAAUGUAUGUAUUACAGUGGUCAAGAUUAAGACUACCAAGAAUGUUAAAUAUCUUGCACUUCUGUUGGAUAAUAAUAUGUUCUUAUUACUUAAUCAGAACAAUGACAAGUGGACUAAUCUCAGUAAUACCAAACGCGAUAUCAAGAAAUUCAAGUUCCUUGAUGAUAAUGAUUCUGAGCUUACCAUGUCUGAAUAUAUAGUUUCCUUGGUAGAUUUUUCAUUUUGCUAUUCACUUCACAAUUGUGUCAUUUUCUAUAACAAUUGUUUCAGUACACUACAUGACGAUACUGAGUUUGGAAAUAUAUCAUUGUUUUCUUUCAGUCUUAUUUCAAACAGUUUCUAUGCACUUAAUGCUGAUUCUCAGCAAAAAACAAUUAAACCAAAAUCUGAAAUCAAGACUAAAGAACCAAAGAGAAACCGAAAUCUACUAAGUCACAAAGUCAGAGUGGAUCAUGAUCCCCAAAACCCCGUGAGCACCUGA